UGCCCGCCUACGCUUCAGCUUACAGCUUGCACCAGAGAGCUCUGGAGCCUCAGCCUUUUAGCAAAAGGACACUUUCUCUGCUUUUAUGCCUAGACAGCUGAGGAGGCAGCCCCUGAAAAGAAAUCCAGUAGCCUUGAAGGAUUUGUCUCCUUCCUUGUGUUUCGCUUCUCUUCCAUCCAUGUCCCAGUGGAUCAAUGGCUCCCCGACUGGCAACGAGAGCCGAGACUUCCGCAUCCCUCAGAUUCUCUUCCCCAGUUAUGGGAGGUGUCGGAUCCGUGGCCCCCGUUGUCAUCAUGGUGCUGCUGCUGCUUCUCUGCUUCCCCUUCAGAAGAAAAAAACGGCAAUUAUCAACAAGAAUUCUUAAGAAGAACUCAACUUCAUCAGAGCUCCUCAGUAUAACUAAAUUAGAAGAUGGGCAGAGUCUGCAAGAGAAGUCUCUUGAAGAUGGAACAUUGCACAAAGGUAGCUCUUUGCCCAGUAACCCAGCUGAGAGCCAAACAAACGGUUGUGUGGUACAUCAUCUGCCCGCAAACUCUCCGCAGUAUCCAGACACAGUAAGCUCAAACCACCAAAAGACAGAGAAGUUUGAAGUGACAAAUUUAGAACACUCAAUAAGUCUUGGUUCACAAGCAUCAUGUCCCAACUCAACUACCCCAGGCCCACUGCAGCUCAGGAAACUUCCCAUGACUCCGAGGGAAGAGGACAUAUCUAGAACAGAGCCUCUGAAUCCAAGCAUGGACAGCCGAGUUUAUGAAAGCAUCAAGGAUGGAGAAAGAAAAUUGUGUUCCAGGGACUGGUCAAAAGGACGGGAAGGCUCAGACUUGCUAUCCAAGACCUCCAGCUGUGCUCAGGUGGGGUCUGUGGAAUCUGGUGGGAAAGAGAACAGGACUGCAGAGGUAAUGGGCAUGCAUCCAUGGUCUGGUGAUGCAUCUGCACCAUUGACUGCGACCCUGGAGUGCAAUGAAUCACAUCUGCAACUGCAGGAAUUGACAGCUGAACAAGAUGCUCCUACGGAGUCCGCAUCUGAUGUGGAGAAGAAACUACGUGCAAUGUAUGCUCGGGUAUGCAAAAAACCCAAGACAGAUCAGCAGUUUCAACCUGCAAAUCACAACAGGCCCUUGGAAGAGGGAGAGGAAGAACCACCACCCAUCCCAGAAAAACAUUUUGAUGAUAUCUAUGAAAGCAUUGAUCUGGAGACGCAGGGAAGUGAAAUGCCAAGUGUUAUAAUAACCCCAUCGGAUGCAUGAACAAAAGCAGUGGGGAAGACAACCCAUAUCUGCCUAUGUCAAGGCUUUUUCUAGGCCUUGCAGGAGAGGCACAGAACCUUAUUUGGUGCCAAAAAAGCAUUUCAGGAGCUAGAUCCUCUUCUGUUACUGAUCCCUGAGGAGCUCCUGGAGCUAUUGCGGAAGGGAGGUGGUACAUCAGAUCCUGGCAGUUCUGCAGAAUGCUACAUCUGGUACUUCAAAGCUCUGGGCUCUAGUCUCAUUUCAAUCACAAAGUUGCUCCUAACCUCAGUUCCCUUCUGUAAAAUGGGCAGUCUGGAAACCUGCUGUGCAGCACUGUUGUGUUUCUGCUCAGUUCUCAUUCAGUUCAGGGGAUCUGGUGCAAGAGAAUUUCCUGGUGGAUUUUGCCAAUGGUGAGAAAACAGGGGUCUGAGCUUGUAGAUCAUUGUAAACUGUUUCACACACAAUCAUCCUUUUCUCAUGAUGAUGAUCUUUCCGUGCUGUUGCUUCCUCUAUCAGUUGCAAGCGGAAUUAUACCGGUGAUUCUGUGUAUUGCAUUAUUAAAGCUGCCUCAUGUUAGCGUACUGAGAGGAGCUGCGUAUGAGAAUGUUAACAUUUUGGAGUUCAGUGUUUCCUUUUUCAUAUUUUUUUUAAUCUGCUUCUGCUGUUGCAAUAGGUGCAUUUUAGAAAUCCAAUAUGAAUUUGGAAGUUGCAGAUAAGUUCCUGCUCCUAGCAUUGCCCUUCCCCCAACACCCAAAAUAUCAAUGAGAGCAUUAUUUUCUGCUCCGGUUUCCCCAUACACACACAAACACUUUGUAGCUGAAUGCUGGCUACUAUCACUCUGGUAUAGAAACAAAGGGAAGCUAUAUUAAUGUUCUGUUGGCUGGGCCUUGGGCCCGGGAACAAAAGAAGAGCAUUCAGAGUUACAGCCCCAGGGUAGCCCAUAGGAUGCAAUGCUUUCUGGGAGCUUGGCUGCCAUGGAGCAAAGGCAAUGGCAGCUAGUGACCAGACAGGUUUUAAGAAUGUUAAAAGGGAUAUGAUAAAGUAUGGUUUCCUUUUGGUGAACCAACAGGGUUCUUUUGUCCUGCCAUUGCCUCUGGAUAACCAGGGUUUUUAAAUCAUUCAAAAAUCCGGAUAUCCGGCUUCCCAAGGACAGUGGUACGCUGGCAUUCAAACCCCAGGCAAGAAGGCCUCCCCCCUCCCCCUUAGACAUUCUGAAUGUCUGACUUGGGACUGACAUAAGGUUGAUAUGUGGGCAGGUAGUAGUUUCAGCCUGUGAUCACACUAGGGUCACAAGUCACACCAGGCAAGCCCCCACUGGAGGGGGUUUGUCUACAUCUACAGUAACACAGGCCUUGGGGUUGCAAGGAUAAGGGUAAAGUAUGUGUAAUGCUCCAAAUACCCAUGAAUUAUGAUAAAGCAACAACCGUAUGCUUAUCAUUAGUUAUUUAUUUCCAGGUGGUCAAUUAAUUAAUGACUUCUGUGAACCCAAAGUGCCCAUCUGCAGUCGAGGCUGCCGGCUGCAUCCGUCUGCCUGUGCUCUGGUCCAGGUUCCAUCCAGUCUGCAGGAGCUGAAUAGUAGUGCUGAGAGAGUUUGCAUGAGUCUAUUUCUGUCCUUCAGCACAGAGAGAAGACAGCUGUAUUCAUCCUCAGGGGAAACUCUUCUGUAUGAAUUGCUGCUCUAGCCCUGCCACCUUUCAAUCAGGAAUUGUAUCUGAAUCAUGUAGAAAUGCAGAGGGUGAGCUCCUCUGAGGCAGGUUAACACAAAUCCAGUGCAAUCUUAUGCAAGAUUACUUCAGUCUAAGCUCGCUGAUUUCAGUGAGCUUAGACUGGAGUAACUCUGCAUAGGAUUGCACUAUAAAAGUAAAAUUGGGAGCAAGUGAGCCGUAACUGUGCACCCAGUUUUAAUUCAGGAGGGGACAGCUUUCUGAACUUCGGAGAUGCUGUCCUAUAUACACUGCUGGCAAUUGGAGAGUGGUGUCACUGAAAAGUCUCUGAAAAGUGGCCACAUGGCAAGGUUGCAAUGGUGCAUCUGAACAGACGCUCUCAGCAAUUCCAUACGCAGUUCACUGCCUUGAACUUCAGCCUCAAUCCGCCCUGUUGUGCUUUAAUAAUUGGCUGGAUUUCAUUGUUGGGAUUAUUGACAAUUAGUGUUCAAUUAUAUUGAUUAGUGAUAAAUUAUAUAUGAGGGAUUUGUGUACAUGUUUAAUGGCACUGAGCACAUUUGCCAUGCCAUCCUUCUACAUGACAGGCCCUGCUACAUCAGAUAACAGGGACUGGGGUUGUUUUUUAAAAUACAGAUAGACACUACAACAUCCAGCAACCUUACUGGUGGAGAUUGGCUGUAGGAUUACCAACCUCCAGGUAGGGGACUAGGUCUCUCAGAAUUGCAACUGGUCUCCAGACUACAGAGAUCAGUUCUCCUGCGGUAAGUGGCAGCUUCAGAGAACUGGCAUUACAUUGCUGCUGAGCUCUUUCCCCUUUGGAAACUCUGCCCUCCCCAUGCACUUCUUCAAAUAUUCAGGAGUUUCCCAAGCUUCCCCCCCCCAUCAUUGGGGGGUGAAGGUUGAGGGAAGAGAUGUGGGAGGAUUUGGGUCUUGAUUUGCCACCAAUUACACAUGUUCUGGUGUAUGGUCUGUAUUUUCUUGGUUAGAUAUGAAUUUCAUAUAUUUACAUUUCACUCUGUAAAUCCUGCAUUUCAUAGACUCUUCACUAUGGUUUUAUUUUGUUUUGUCAUACCUCCUAAAUAAAAUGUUUGCAUAGCAUUUGAAGAAAUAAUCUCUAGUCCCAAAAAGUUUAUGCGGAAAUAAACUUGGGUUAGUUUUUAAGGCUUCUGUUUAUUUUAGUCACUCAGGAUAGAUGAUACUGAGGUAGGUGGAUCAAUGGCCUGAAUCAAUCAAAAGCUGUGUUCACCCUUAUUCUGAGUCAGACCGUUGAUCUAUCAAAAUCAGUAUUGCCUAUUGGCAGUGGCUCUCCAGUGUCUCAGGUUAGAGGCCCGUCACAUCACUCACUUAUGCUGGAAUAAAUUUAAGUCUUCAAGGUA
Molecule: messenger RNA, 4266 nt
Organism: Eublepharis macularius
Lineage: Eukaryota; Metazoa; Chordata; Lepidosauria; Squamata; Eublepharidae
Exons: 6
Coding region: 195-1247 (350 amino acids)
Source: RefSeq, a predicted model, not a curated record